Molecule: messenger RNA, 1239 nt
Organism: Octopus sinensis (East Asian common octopus)
Lineage: Eukaryota; Metazoa; Mollusca; Cephalopoda; Octopoda; Octopodidae
Product: histamine H2 receptor-like
Exons: 1
Coding region: 1-1239 (412 amino acids)
Biological process (GO): G protein-coupled receptor signaling pathway
Cellular component (GO): membrane
Molecular function (GO): G protein-coupled receptor activity
Source: RefSeq, a predicted model, not a curated record
AUGCAUCAUUUUAGAGAGACCAAUGGAACUAUUUAUGAUGCAUCAGUGGAGUUUAUUCCAUCUAAUUGCACUAAGGAUCCUAUGUCAAUGCCACGCAUUGGCAUAUAUGUUGCUGUUUCAUGGCACCUUAUCUUAGGUCUAUUUACCAUGCUAACCAAUGGUACCAUCUUGGCUGUGGCAAUAUUUAUGAACAAAAGUAAUCUUCAACCUAGUCAUUUCUUCAUUAUUAAUUUGGCACUGACAGAUUUCUGUGGAGUCUUUUUCUUAACAUUAUUUCACAUCUGGCGCCUCUUGACACCGCAUACUGAUAUUGGAUUAUGUGGUAUUCUCUUCUUGUCUACAUCACUAUUCACAGCAACAUCAGUCUGGAGUAUAGCCGUCAUAAGCCUAGAUCGAUACCGUCUCAUUGUCAAAUACCACACUUAUCGUGAAACGAUGACUCCAAUGCGUUGCAAAAUGGCAAUUGGUUUCGUGUGGGCUGUGUCUUCACUAGUCGGCUUUGUAUCAUUUAUCAUCACUUUCAGUUCUUCACACAUUACAUGUAUUGCUGGUCACCCGAUGUUACAAGUGACAGACCGUCGUUAUGUGUUCGUCCUAUCUGCAGCACUCUACUUUAACAUUGGCUUCCUCCUCCCAACUGUCAUCAUUGUGCAGCAUUACUUUUCAAUUAUGAAAUUCGCAUGGAAACGUGAGAAAAGAUUUGUGUCAACGUUUAAGCGCUCGAGCCUAUCAUUGUUCCAAAAGGACCGCAAUACACGCAGCCUAAUGAUGAGCCUUCGUUAUCUGAAAACUGCGAGAAUACUUUCGCUGUUAGUUCUUUGCUAUGCCAUAUGCUUCUUUCCUUACUUUCUCCAACAAUUCCUUUGGGGACUCCGCGUAUGGAACCCUUGGUGUCCACCAUUACUUUUAGAAGUUAUUACUCGAUCACUUCUAAUCAGCAAUGCUCUCUUUAACCCAUUCUUCUAUGGAUUUCUGGACCGCUACUUUCAACAACAAUGGCAGGAGUAUAUAUGUAAUCAUUUACCAGUAUAUCUUCAAAGAAUCAUGCCUGGUUACUAUUCCUGCUACUCUAGAGAAGUGGCCCAGGACAUGUCUGACUUGUACAAAGAUCAAGAAUCCACAAGUUGUGCGAACUAUCAGUCUAGAAUUUGUAAACAUCCAGAAGAAGAGACAAUUACCGAAAGUUCAAACUGUGGCAGGAUAAACGAGGUUUAUUUUAUGCCUGAUGAUGUAAUGUAG